This is a messenger RNA of Malurus melanocephalus (red-backed fairy wren), 1022 nucleotides long. RefSeq names its product solute carrier family 25 member 43 (gene SLC25A43). Bases 1 to 1020 code for a protein of 339 amino acids. NCBI's taxonomy places the organism in Eukaryota, Metazoa, Chordata, Aves, Passeriformes, Maluridae. The record is from RefSeq and is a predicted model, not a curated record. Gene Ontology annotation, biological process: transmembrane transport. The transcript is spliced from 5 exons.
AUGGCCACCCUGCGCCGGGACGGCCGGCUCACCGCCCUGCAGCGCCUGGGCUGCGCCGGGCUGGCGGGCGCGCUGAGCCUCAGCCUGACGGCGCCGCUGGAGCUGCUGACGGUGCUGGCGCAGGUGGGCACCUGGCACUGCCGGCGGGGGCUGCGCGAAGCCGGGCGCAGCCUGUACCGCACCGAGGGCGUGCGGGCCCUCUGGAAGGGGAACCUCACGGCCUGCCUGCGCCUGUGCCCCUACAGCGCCCUGCAGCUCGCCGCCUCCCGCCGGCUUGUUAUCCUUUUUACGGACGAGCUGGGCCGUAUCUCGCACUGGAGAGCCAUCAUGGUGGGMAGUCUGUCUGGCAUGGUGGCCACCAUCGUGACCUACCCCACAGAUGUGAUUAAAACACGGCUCAUCGUGCAGAACCGCCUGGAACCAUCUUACGAAGGGAUUCUUCAUGCUUUUUACAAGAUUUAUCAUCAAGAAGGAUUCCGUGCACUCUACCGUGGUGUUUCACCAGCAAUAUUAGGUGCUGUCCCAUUCUCUGCAGGCUCAUUCUCUGUUUACAUCAGUCUGGAUAAAAUCUGGCGAGAACCCAUAGUUCAUUUCACUCCUCUUCAGAACUUCAUAAAUGGCUGUGUAGCAGCUGCUGUGGCACAGACACUUUCUUUCCCCUUUGAGACUGUCAAGAGGAAGAUGCAGGCCCAGAGUCCUUGGCUUCCCCACUAUGGAGGAGUUGAUGUUCAUUUUACUGGCAUGGCUGACUGCUUCCGGCAAACUGUGAAGAACAAAGGUGUGCUUGGACUUUGGAGAGGWCUCACACCCAGUCUGCUUAAGAUUGUGCCAUACUUUGGUGUUAUGUUUACCACCUUUGAAUUCUGCAAGCGGGUCUGUCUGUACAGAAAUGGUUAUAUUGAAUCUCCUUUAAAUUACAAGCUAACGCCUGGCGUGGACCAGAGUUUACAACCACAAGAACUGAGAGAGUUCCUCCGAAGGGAGAAUUUUGAGCCAAGGAAGUCAACUCUUGAAAACUGACA